AUGUGCUCUCGGGGGGUGGGGAAAACCACGGAGCAAGGGGGACGGAGCGGAAGAGCUGGGGAGAGGGAAAGAAUCCGAGGGAGAGUACGAGCAGUCAUUGGUCAGCUAGAGGGAAUUUUACGGGAUCUCAAGCAAGUGGCCAAAGAGCUGAGAGAGGUGGUGGAGCAGAUAGACAGACUUACCUCGGACUUUGAGUUUGAACUAGACACUGAUGACUGGACUCCAGGAACUGUUAGUAGCACAUCCAGCAGUGAAAAGGGAGGACCUCUCUGUGACCUGGGACCCCUGGAUUUCCUGAGUUCAGACAGCUGGGAGUUCUGUUCUUUUCUAGAAGCCUCCACACCUUCAGACUCCGGAGAUGGCUCAGACCGCCCCCCUGACUUCAGGCUUCUUAAUGGAGGAGCCACACCCAAUGGGCCAGAUUCGUCAAGUGAAGAAACUCCUGUGCCACCGCAGAAACCUCUUCCAGCAAGGACACCUGGUUCCAGGGACCGGGUGAGGUUCAGUGACAAAGUUCUAUACCAUGCACUCUGCUGUGAUGACAGCGAAGAUCCCCCUUAUAGCCAGGAGACCCCUCGGGACCCUCCAAGAGCAUCUGUCCCUUGUGCUACCAUACGGAGCAACAAAGGGGGAAUCUCUGGGGUCCGAAGGGGCACAAGGAAACUGCAGUACCCAGACAGUGUGUGACAAGAGCACCCAGACUGUGUUACCAUAUGUGCCAAAAAAGGGGAAGAAGGAGCAGAGUUGA
Staurois parvus is the source of this 748-nucleotide messenger RNA. The record is from the annotation of a GenBank genome assembly. Lineage: Eukaryota; Metazoa; Chordata; Amphibia; Anura; Ranidae.